AGUCCUAUUAUCGACGUGUCCACACACAGAAGAACAGGAUGGAGUCGUUUUCAGCAGUUUUGUUUCUCGCUUUGAUUGCAUGUGGCUUUGCAGCACACACAUUUAAAUGGACAGACUGCUCUGUUGCAAGUACACGUAUCCUCACUUUGACAAACUUCGAUCUGUCUCCCAAGCCAGUGAAAUUACCUGGAAAUAUCACGGUUGACCUUGUCGGCACACUUUCAAGAAGACUACCAGCAAACACUCACUACAAACUCAAUGUUACUAUGGACAAAAAACUGUUGGGCCAUUGGCAUGCUGUUCCGUGUAACAAGAAAGUCGGAACUUGUUUAUACGACGACCCAUGUGAAUUUUUACAAACAUUUUCGCACAACAACACAUGUCCACAGUCAUUUAUUGAUAAUGGUCUUACAUGUACAUGCCCUUUUGACCCUGUCAAAUUGAAUGUCCAGCAAGCCGUCGUGACAGUGAAAUCCAUUCCAUCUCAAUGGGGUUUCUUGGCUACAGGUGAUUUUAGAGCACGAGUCGAAGUUUUGGAAGGAAGUAAUAUGAUCGGAUGCUUCACUGCAGAGCUGUCGAUUGCUACACCUUGUACAGGAUUUUUGUGUGGCCGAAAAUGA
Molecule: messenger RNA, 620 nt
Organism: Mytilus trossulus (common blue mussel)
Lineage: Eukaryota; Metazoa; Mollusca; Bivalvia; Mytilida; Mytilidae
Product: ganglioside GM2 activator-like
Exons: 4
Coding region: 39-620 (193 amino acids)
Biological process (GO): ganglioside catabolic process; lipid transport
Cellular component (GO): cytoplasmic side of plasma membrane
Molecular function (GO): lipid carrier activity; enzyme activator activity
Source: RefSeq, a predicted model, not a curated record